Molecule: messenger RNA, 8977 nt
Organism: Gigantopelta aegis
Lineage: Eukaryota; Metazoa; Mollusca; Gastropoda; Neomphalida; Peltospiridae
Product: protein numb-like
Exons: 11
Coding region: 902-2602 (566 amino acids)
Source: RefSeq, a predicted model, not a curated record
UUACCCUCGCUGGCUUAUACCUCACUCGACAGAAGCUUUGUGCUUUUUGGCCCCCCUUCUGUGGAUACCUUUUUUUCCCCAUUUAUAAGCUGUUUGUAUUUAAUUUAGUGUUUAUGCAUCUGUACAUGGUGUAUCAACAGAAUUGUUGGAGAUAUCGGUUUGUCAGUGUUUACUUGGUUGUCUAUCACACAAUGCAGCCGUUAGCAAAAUGUGAGGAUUUCGAUACCUGCUCGAGGCUGUCAGAAAACUUGAAACACCAGUGCUAAGGUGACGGCUUUUAAUGAGGAGGGUCAGCCUGUUUGAUUUGAGGCAGAGAAUUCUGGGAUAGCUGCCCACACUAGAAUACCACACUGGUCUGUCUGCAUGUAGAGACUGGUAUGUGUGCUGCGAAAUACUGUGACACAAUUUGUGAGCCCACCUUUUGCUGUGUGUAGUUGGGAGAGGACAACCCACAGAGCCACUGGCACAGCUGUGAGGUUUUAAACCCACCACAGCAGUUCCGGUCAGUUGACUCACAGAGAGACUGGUUGUACACUCCCUGCACCCAAACACCCCCAAGGAUACACAGUUAUUUCCUUGUCCAGUCCAGUGGGUAUAGUUCAAUAGGAAUGUGUGUGUAUGUACAUGUGUCAUGUACCUUUGAUUGACCCACUUUUUGUGUGUCAUCAUGGAUCGGUUUUCUGUAUUUUGAAUCACUUGGUUUGUAAAAUAGAGGUGUGUUUUUCUUCACUGGAAAAUAGGCCAGCACUGCCUGUUGAAUAUUAAUCCAGUGAAGUCGGAGGACUCACCUGUUUGGAGUGUGGAAUUUGUUACUGCUACUAGUUUGUGUGUUAUUUCAUUUGGAUAAUUGGAGAAGUUUUUCCUGUGGAUAAUUUUGUGGAGUACUGGGAUUUAUUUUUUCAUGAUGGACAGAGAAAGGGGAGGCUCGAGACGAUUUCAUCGGUAUCGGAAUAUAAUGCACAGUCUGAAGCGGAGGCUCAGCUUCCGGAAGAAGAAAGACCCCGUGCCAGAAUGUUCUAAACCUCACCAGUGGCAGGAGGAUGAGAAGAAGGUCCGGGAUGGAACGUGUAGCUUCCAAGUCAGAUAUCUUGGAUGUAUCGAGGUUUUUGACUCGAGGGGUAUGCAAGUCUGUGAGGAAGCCGUCAAAGCACUUAAAGCAGGUAAAGGCAAGUCACAACGCGCAGUGCUAUAUGUGUCUGGUGAUGCUCUGCGAGUGGUCGAUGAAAUCAGCAAGAGCAUGAUAGUUGAUCAAACAAUAGAAAAAGUUUCUUUCUGUGCACCUGACCGGAACCACGAGAAGGGCUUUGCCUACAUCUGCCGCGAUGGAACAACCAGACGAUGGAUGUGUCAUGGAUUUAUGGCAGUGAAAGAGUCCUUUUCUCCGGCCAUGUUUGGUCAGGCCAAGGGAGAACGAUUGAGUCAUGCAGUUGGUUGUGCAUUUGCAAUUUGUCUGGAGAGAAAGCAGAAACGAGACAAGGAAACGGGAGUGACUGUUCAGUUCAAUCAGGACCGAACCAGCUUCACGAGGACGGGAUCAUUUCGACAGACGACACUCACAGAGAGACUGGAGGACCCACAAAGUGCUAUUCUUGCAGAACCGGUACCAAUUAAAAAAAUUGACAACCCUUACGCAGUACAGCGACCUCAAGCUUCGGCCUCUAUGCUGUACAGACAAGGAUCUUUUAGGGGAUUUGAGAAACUGCAAGAAACAUCAUCACCGUUUAAACGCACAGUUUCGUUACGAUUGAAUGAACUUCCAUCAACACUGAAGCGGCAGAAUGCAAUACUUGAGUCGCCUACACAAAAUGGUGCAGCUGUAGGUGGUACGAUACACGAGAUAUCUCCUGAGGAACAAGAGGACUCGAUUGCUCAGAUGUGCCAGCAGCUAACCCAAGGCUUGUCGGCUCUCUCCACAGAAGACCCGUUUGCCAGUGCCCCGCGCGGUGGUCUUUCCCACCAGAACUCACUGCCACCAUUCCAGACAGGUCCUAUGCAGCCACCAUUAAUACGACAGCACACAUUACCUGCGGCUCAAGGCUUUCCUUCCCAUCCACCUCAGCCCGCCACCAAUCCAUGGGCAAUGUCAUCAAAUCAAUGGGGAGACCAGCCUCCUGUAGCUACUUCAACAAACCCAUUUGCCAUGCCUCCAACACAACAAACUCUGUAUAACCCCUCUGUCGUACAUACGUCUACUGUUCAGACUUCUGCUGUGAACGGUUUGCCUUCGCAUCGCAUUGCCUCUGAGCACGCUGUUUACCAACAGAAUAUGGCUUCCACGCGACCCGUGGCUCUCCACAACCUGCGCAGUCAUUCCAUAGACAGUGGACAGCUGGCGACGUCGAGCUGGCAGGAACAGAGGAGUAGGAAUCCUACAUUACUACAGUUGGCAAGUCAAAGAAGUUUUCAACAUAAUGGGAGUUUAGGAGAUAAAACUAACAAUAACAACUGGAACGGUAGUAGGUCGAGUUCUGGAAGUGUGACAAGCCCAUCGGCUCCUGGUGUUGAUCCGUUUGAUGUGGCAUGGGCGGCAAAAGCAGCAAAUAAACAAAACCCAAAUCCAUUUGGUUCAAAGACUGUUAAACAGUUCGAAGUGCAGUUAUAAAAGAAAGAUUUUAUAUAGGUAUCGAAAAACAGUUGUUUUAUUGGAUAUUCAUCAAGUUGGAUUACCCUGUUUUAAUCACACAUUGUAUUAUGGAGUGAGUGAUUGAGAUGCCUUUCUGUCAUUGUUUUAUGUUCAUUUUAAAAUGGAAACCAGGAAAUAAUAUAUUUGACUGGAAAUUUACCACAGAAAAGUGUUUUCUUAAAGACAUGGUAAUAUUUAUUUUUUAUCAACAGUUUUAAGUGAAGUUGAUGAAAACAGACUUUUUUUUUGUGAAUGUAAUCCUAAAAGCCAAGACUUUUUUAUCAUCACCUACAUUUUACAUGGUGACUCCCAUACAAACUAUGAUAUUUGUAUGGUAACUCUUCUGCCGAGAGCAUGGACAAAACCGUGUUAUGUUCCAACUAUGGUUACUACGUGUUAAGGAGUACUCUGUGAUCACAGCUCAUUUAUUCACAUGGUUAUAGGAUUCCACCAUUUAGACAGAAACUGUUUUAUUGUGCACAUCUCUGUGAUGAUUCGGCUGGGCUGUUGUGUGCUUCUUUUGGUGGCUGCCUUGACAAUGCAUAAAACAAUAACGCUAUAAUAUGUGUAUGUGCGCAUCUAUGGUUAAAGAAAAUCAGUCACAGGUGUUGAUGCCAUAUUCAUAACAUUUCACCUCAAAAUUAAUGAAAUGUUAACUAUGAAUAGCUUAAUAUAACUUGAAAUGCAUUUUUGAAUAUGUACAACUCUUUAGCAGCUAUUGGCUAUUAUUAACAUUACUGCACUAAAAAGACUUUGAUAUGCUCUUGGCAAACAAAAAACCGUUUGUGCCAUUCUCAAAUAUAUAACCAUACGUUGGGUGGGAGGGGGAAUGACCAGCAUUUCUUUUUUAAAACAACAAACAAAAAGGGUCGAUUUACCCCUGACACAAAAUACAUGUACGUUGUUUUCAAAUACUCUUGAACAAACUUUGAUAAUAAUUUCAUCUCCAAUUCUUGAGGCUAAAACAAAAUCAGUGUGGGUAUUUCUGGCUAUUAAUGUAUUCAAAACCACCAACUAAAUCCAGGUUAGUGUGGGUAUUUCUAACAAUGUAUUCAACACCUCUGACUGAUUAUCUGAAUUGGUGAAACUUAGUUAAAUUACGCAUUGGUGCAUGUUUGCGUUUUAGCAGUGCUUUUUGUUAAUCUGCCAAGUGAUAUCCUUAGUUGUUACCAAUGUAUGCAGUACAUUUAGCAAAUAACUGGUCAACUUCAGUUAGCUUACAAUGUUGGGAAGGGGCUUUAUUGUUAUUAUUAAUAAUGCAGUAUUUUGAUGAACAUUUAUUUUUAAGGGGAGUGUGGGGGUGAUAUUUAGUAAUGCAAGACUUAACUACAAAACUACAAUAGUUUCCUUUAAAUGUGAUUGUUAUAUAAUAUCAAACUGUUAGUAAUUAGAAGUGAUGGUUUUAACUAGGUCAUAUAUGCUAUCUAAUCGGACAGCAGGACUUUGCACCCAUGACAGGGGUGAAACAGUUAACAGAACUAGAGUGUACAUGUAAAUGCAUCUUGUAAAAUAUAUAACAAUUUGCACAUUCUGAAACCUUGAGUGUCAUUAUAAAUGCCUGCUAAUUAUGUAAAGUGGCAGCUGCCAUCUUCAAGCUAGGACUCAAUGUGGUAUACAUUACUCUGUGUGAAUUUUAGUUGAGAAAUAUGACACUGGCUUUGAUAGUAAAUUGUUUUAUGGUUCAUUGGGUAAAUCCUAGUUCAUUUUGCAGAACCAUUUGUUAAAAUUUCUCCUUAAAGUUGUACAUGAAAAUCAUUUCUUGUCCACUAUGAUUUUAUAUAAAACAGAAAUUUAAUAGUAUGUAUCUCAUCACUAAUUUGUUAUAGCAUACAAACAGGCAUAAAACUGCAAAGUGGGUGAGUGGGCGGAGUACUUUUGUGGAAAUUUGAAUACACACUUCGCAAAUCAAAAAGUUUUUGUACAGUUUCCUAGAACUUUUUCUGAUGAAGAAAAGUGAUAUAUUUUCAAUAUAUAAAUGUCCAGGCUUAUUAAUAUUAGUACAGUGCACUUAUAUACUCUGUACAUUUGUUAGUACAUGAUAUAAUAAUAAUAUAUAUAUAAUGCCACUAGUAAAAUUCUAGCAGAUAAUUAUUUUUUUAAGACCGAGAUUAUUCACUGCAUCAGAUGGAGAUCUUGUUCCUGGGUGUUAAGUAGCACAUAUAGAUUUGGAUUAUACAUGUAUACAGUGGGUAUCGCCCAAAACACAUAUAGAUUUGGAUUAUAUAUGUAUACAGUGGGUAUCGCCCAAAACACAUUUUCAGAUUUGACAAAUAUUUAGUUUUCACAUUUGGAAAUGCAUAAUUUGUUUAAAAACUGAAUUUGCCGAAAUUUUAUGGAAUGUAUUACACUGUGAAAAGGUACAUAAAUACAUUUUUAAAAAACACUUUGAGAAAACUGAAGUCACUGGAUGCACAAGUAGGUUCCUUAAUAAUCAUAUUCUAAGCAUGUGCUGUAAGUUUUCUUGUUUUUGUGCAACCAUAAAUCAGUUGUAAGAAAUGUGUAGGUGUCAGUAUUGUACAAACCCUAAUAAACUACUAACUCAUUUGCUUACUUCAGUGUUUGAAUUUUUAGCAUAAUUUUCACUAUUUUGCUUCCUCGUUUUAGAUAAGAGAUUUGUAAAGUACCCAGAAGUAUGGUAUGUUUAGCAUGAUAUAUUAAAAUAUUAAGAGAGUAAUAAAUGAACUACUACUGUAAAAUGUUAUGUAUUUCAUGACAUAAUUAUUCCUUUGUCACCAGCUUAAAUUUGAUGAAAAUGGUUUCACGAUGGGUAUGAAUUUGUAUUUAACUGGUAAUGACUUUACUGUUUUAUUUUAUAAUCCUGCCUGGUUUUAAUUUAUUUUAUUAUUGUUAAUAUGUUUGUUUGAAUUUUAAAAAUGGACAAAAACAAAUUAUAUUAAUACUUAUGUGAAAAUACUUCUGUUACUAACCCUAGUUCCCUAUGUAUGUACCUUUUCUGUUUCACAUUUAAAUUGAAAUAUUGAACUACUACAAACACUAGGACAAUAAUAUUACAAAUGAUAAAUUUACCAAAGUAAUUUUAUAAUGUAAUGUUACAGUAAUAACCCUGUAAUAGGUGAAACUAUUUUACACUGCUUAAUAAUUGGGAUUGGUGCCAUGAAUACCAAAGUGAUAUUCAAAUGUUUUGAAAAAAAUGUUUAUUAAUUCCAAUUUAACUUUAGACUUAAAGCUAUUAAACUUUUUGUAACUUAAAGUAAUUACUGCUACUUUAUUUAUAUAUAUAUAUACCAUUGAAUCAUAAACAUUUAAUGAAAUUAUUCAAAUUUUAUUGUUUUGGUGUUGAUUUUUUUUUUUUUUUUCAGUUAGUACUGCACCUGUGAUAAUAUUUAUAAGGCUGACAGAAUGUACAUACCGUUUGUAAUUUUCAUCCAGUGUUUGAAGAUUAAUAUAUAAGGUUUGAAAUUCAGUUGUAGUUCUUUGAAAUUUAAUGCGAUCACAUUUCUGUUCAUGUAUUUGACUUUUUCUGAUUACUAAUAGUUGGGUUGGGGGUCGUCUUCUUUUUUUUCUUCUUCUUCUUUACAUUAACAAAUUACAAACGUACAUUUACAUGAGUCACAUUUAUUACAAUAAUAUUGUUGACUACCAAUGGAUUUUUCAAAAAAUUCAUUUACGAUAGUUAAAAAUACUUCACUGAAGUUCCAUAAACUUUUAUGAAACAUUAUUCCGUAGUUGCUUUGUAAGGAAAUUUACUGCUUUUGUUUGGCUGCUAAUUGCUUUAAUUGAAUGCAUCUUCUACCAUUUUGUGAACGACAUGGCAUAACAGUAAAAUAGCGAUAUCAAAAGAUAUAAAAUUCAAAAGAAUAAGAUGCAUUAAGCACAUGCCAAAAGCAUUUGAAUCUGUUAUCUACAUGUAGCUUUAAUGAAGUUUUUUCUGCAAAUGACUUUGUGUAAAAGGGUGUAUGUGCAAAACAAAGCUUUCAUCAGUAAUGUCAACAUGGUGGUAAUUAAUAAAACACAAAACAUGAAGUCCUAUCUUCACUUCCAUAUGUAGCCAACAACAAAUAAAGCAUUACAUGUAUCAUGUGGGGAAAUGAAAGAAGAGUACUAUCAAUCUGAAUUGAGGAAUAAUAUUUAUAAAUACAAAUUGUAAUGCACAUUUGGCAAUUUCUCCAAUAAUUAAAAACGAGAGAGUACAUUAUAACAUUUUGAAACAAGCACUGAAUAUGUAUUUACUGGCCACUUGAGUCUACAUUUUUGUUUUGUUUUUUAGAAACUUCAUGAUAGACAAAUGAAAAUCACACAAAAUGUGUACAUGUAGUUUGAGUCUCGACUGAAUUUACAUUUGGAUUCAGAUUAAAUUUUAGAAACACUUGUCAUACAUUGUAUAUGUAAUUUCAUUUAUAACUGAUAUUUUAAGAUAAAAAGGUAAAUAAAUAAUAAAUUGAGAAGUGGAAUUACCAGUAAUGUCUUAAUAUUUGUUGCAUUAUGUUUGUUUAUUGAUUAUUCGGAAUGCUUUUAAAGUCAUUUUCGCCUUAAUAAAUGGCCCUGUCUCAUCAUUACUUUAAAACGUAUUCAGGUUUGUAUUGUGUGAGAGGCAAAGUCUGUUGGCACAUUGCACAUGCCUGUGUGUUCAUAUCAAAUAAUGCUGUCACCAGUACUGAAAACCUCUUAUUUUGUUGUUUAUCCAAAUUCAUAUGUAUAGAAGAAAUUAUUUUAUCAAAUAAUGUACAAAUGCUCACAACCUGUUUUGUUAGUUUUGUAUUAGUUCUUCUGUGUAAUAAAUGUGUAUAUUUUAAAGAUAUAACUUAUAUAUAUUAAUGUACAUGUAUAUGACAUAUAUUAAAUUGCGAUAUAGUUUUUCAUUUUCAACUUGAAGUGGAUAUUUUAGUUCAUUGAAAUACUACUGAAGCAAUUGACAGUGACAAGUUGUAACAUGUUAGAGUGAACCCCCAGUGAUUUGAAUGCAUUACAUCAGUGUGUCACAUAACACAGUAUGAAUAUUGUGAGCACUGUCCUGUAUUUUUUUAAGUCUUUGUACAGUACAGAUCUGUCAAUGAAAGGUCACAGUAGCCUUUUAUUAUACAUAUAGGUGAGAUGCAUUUGUAUACCGUUGGGAUAUAGUUAAAGCACUCCUUAUAGGCAGGUGGCUGUCUUACAUGGUGCACUUUUAACAGAUCCAGCAGGGUAGAUUAACUGAUGGCUCUUACCAUGUGAUAAAAGUGAAUAUUUUCUUUUUAAGACAAUUUUCUCAAAAAAAUGUGCUUUUACAAUAAUUGUUAUACCACAAUUACAGGCCUUCUAAUGUGUUAGUAUUUUUUAUUCGAUCUAUUCUCUCUUAUUUGGCAAUGUACAUGUGUAUAUACAGAAAUGAAAAGGUCUUAGUGUUCUUUUCCAGGAAGUACAGCUUUUAGCACUAACCUACCCUUUGAUGGAAAGCUCAUAUUAACUCUCUAUUUUCGAAGACCAUGAAAAGUUGUUUUAAUUUUUAAUUUUUUUGUCCAGUGCCAUUUUUUAUCCCUGUAUAUGAAAACAUUUAUUUUUAUUGAUUGCAAAGCAUUUUUUAAAUGUCACAAAACAGUCGACACAAAUGUAUAAAAUAGCUACAACUGUUCCAAAAACGAUUCCCCAUUAACCAUUUAUUGCCACCUUUAUUUUCAUAUAGGUCAAACCAUGGAAGCCUUAUAUUUUAUACAUUAACAUAUUUCAUUUCUCUUUUAGCAUUUUGUGAAAAUUAUGUUACAGUGCUGUUAUUAUAACUGGAUGCUUUCACAUCAUUUGUAAGGCCUGUGAUUGGUUACAUGUUCGCAUUAUUCCUUUUAAAUUGACGUUUUAAAUGUUUUUAAUUUUAAAUUGUUAAAAUCUUUUCCAGUUACAACAGGUUCAAGAUUAACAUUUAUUUCUUACUUUGGUACUGGAUCAUCUUCACAUCCUGGACUAGUGUAAUACAAAUGUCUAUAUAUUUUAACAUCAGGUAAUAAACCAAGAAUGUUAAAAUGUUAAAAAUAUAUUGGAUUUUUCUUGACAAAGCUAUUCCAGAAAUGAUCACAAAAAGGAAAUUUGUUUCCAAACCCCACAAACCUAUAAAAUAAAAGGAAAUUAUUUUACCGUAACUGCAUUAAAAAUAUACUUGCUAACUUUGGAUUGCAAAAAAUAAUAAUGGUGUGGUUGAUAUUUCUGGAAUAUUCUUCAGGCAUAUACAAGUGAUUGUAAAAUAUGACAGAAUUUUGAUAAUUGUGUUAACAUGAAAUGUAUUCAACACCCAGUUAUUUCUACAGAUUUCACAUAAUGACCAAAUUAUUCAUUUUUUUCCCAUUUAGAUCAUAAAUCAUAUAUCAGUUGUUUAUAUCAUUGUUAUCACAUGUUUCCCCAACCAGAAUUAAAACAAAAGAAUUGUCA